Nicotiana attenuata is the source of this 1098-nucleotide messenger RNA. RefSeq lists its product as uncharacterized. The coding region runs from base 1 to 1098 and encodes 365 amino acids. NCBI's taxonomy places the organism in Eukaryota, Viridiplantae, Streptophyta, Magnoliopsida, Solanales, Solanaceae. The transcript has 6 exons. The record is from RefSeq and is a predicted model, not a curated record.
AUGAGAAAGAGGAGGAAGAGGGAGAUGUAUAGACAACAUAGGUUCAAGUGGGGAGCCUUGAUGGAAGCUAAAGUACAAGAGUUGGGGGUCAAGCUGGUGACUAUGGAGGCUUGGAGGAGCAGUGGGGACGCAAGCGCUAUGUUGACCACGACUACGCGGUGCAUUAGGGAAGUCGCGGGUGAGGUAUUAGGGAUCUUAAAGGGUUACUCUGGUAGUCACAAGGGAGAUUGGUGGUGGAAUAGAGAGGUACAAGGAAAAGUGGAAACCAAGAAAGCAGCGUAUCUGAAGCUAGUGGAAAUUGUAGACGAGGAGGAGAAGAGGGCUAAUAGGGAGCAUUAUAAGUUGGCUAAGAAAGAGGCAAAACUAGCAGUUACGGCGGCCAAGAAUGCAGCUUUUAGUCGUUUGUAUGAGGAACUCGAGGGCCGAGGUGGGGAUAAGAGGUUAUUCAGAAUGAAGAAGAUGACCGAAGAGUGGAGGUGGAGAACGAUGAUUCCUGUAUACAAGAACAAGGGUGAUAGCCAAAAUUGUAAUAACUAUCAGGAUAUCAAGCUGCUUAGCCAUACUAUGAAAGUUUGGGAGAGAGUGGUAGAGCUUAGGGGACGUUCGACUACAGAAGCUAUCCACCUUGUUAGGACAUUGAUGGAGCAGUAUAGGGAGAGAAAGAAUGACUUACAUAUGGUGUUGAUCGACUUAGAAAAGGCGUACGACAAAGUUCCGAGGGAGGUUUUGCAGAGAUGUUUGGAGGCUAGAUGUGUACCAGUUGCAUAUGUUAGGGUGAUUAAGGACAUGUAUGAUGGAGUAAAGACCCGAGUGAGGACGGCGGGUGGGGACUCGGACUAUUUUCCGAUUAUGAUGGGGUUGCAUCAGGGGUCGACACCCAGCCUCUUUUUGUUUGCUCUGGUAUGGAGGCAGACCCCGGAAUCUAAAGGUUUUAAGUUGAGCAGGUCCAAGACAGAAUACUUGGAGUAUACAAGUGAAUUGGAAGUGGAAUCAAAAGGGAAAAAGCGGUAUUUGAGCUUGAGUUUGGUCGUGGAAUUCGAGAUCCCGGUACUGGACCCUACGGACCAUAGAUUGAGGUUGUUGCCUUCAGUCCAGUAG